UCAUCGCGUAGUGCCGUCGCGGCGCAGUUUAUAGCAUGCAACCCCUUCGGUUUUAAGCGAUCUCCAAAGGAGCCGCGCAGCCAUGGGAGUCCAUUACCUCAACCAUGCAAUUUCCACCAUCAAUAAUUUAAUCUAUUUGCUCCAAAGCUGAAGAGAUAUCCUGAAGCUGUCGGACAGUACAGGGAAAAUAUAGCCUAAGUAAUUACAUAGGGGGUUGUCCAAAACAUCCCAGAUGACACUGUCCUGUUGAAUGGUCUCCUUUACGACUGGGCAGUAAAAGAUCCACCAGGUUAGAAGAGUGAUGACCAUCCUGUUCCUUACUAUGGUUAUUUCAUACUUCAGUUGCAUGAGAGCUGCUCCCAUGAGAGACGCCCCGGGUAUGCGGAGCCACCGAACGGAAGGCUACUUGGGUGCUGCAGUGACGGUCGGCCAGGGCCACGGGACUCCACAGAGCGGGGGUGGGCCGGGCCAGCAUGGGGGACUGCCCUCGCUCACAGACACGUUUGAGCAGGUGAUUGAGGAGCUCUUGGAGGUGGAUGGAGAAGCAGCUCAGCUGGGGCCUGGGGCUGACAAGGGCCAGGGAGGAGGGGGUCCUUCCUCUGUGGUCACCACGGAGACCAAGGAUGUUGACCUGUAUGCAUCGCGGGUGAUGAUCAGCAACCAAGUGCCUUUAGAGCCACCGCUGCUUUUUCUCCUGGAGGAAUACAAAAACUACCUGGACGCCGCUAAUAUGUCCAUGAGGGUACGGCGGCAUUCUGACCCGUCGCGGCGUGGAGAGCUGAGUGUGUGUGAUAGUAUUAGCCAGUGGGUGACAGCUGUGGACAAAAAGACAGCAAUAGACAUGUCUGGGCAGACCGUUACCGUCCUGGAAAAGGUCCCUGUCCCCAAUGGCCAACUGAAGCAAUACUUUUAUGAGACCAAAUGUAACCCUAUGGGGUACACAAAGGAGGGCUGCCGUGGAAUAGACAAGAGGCAUUAUAACUCCCAAUGCAGGACAACCCAGUCCUACGUGCGAGCGCUCACCAUGGAUAGCAAAAAGAAGAUUGGCUGGCGGUUUAUAAGGAUAGACACAUCAUGUGUAUGCACAUUGACCAUUAAAAGAGGAAGAUAGUGUAUAUAAUGUAUAGAUUUUAUUGAGAGUUUAAAAAAGAGAGUAAAGAGAAAAUAUCUAUUUGUAUAUAUACAUAACAGGGUAAAUUAUUCCGUCAAAUGAAAAUUUUAUGGACUGCAUGUAAAAAAAGAUGAAGUUUAUACAGUAAAAGUGAUACUACAGUCUAUUUAUUGAACAUAUUCAUGACCUUGUAAACAAUUAAAAAAAGAUCUGAUCAGUCAUUUGCGCCCAGUUUAAAUUACUAUAUCACAUUCCUCAAGACAUUGUGGUUUGUUUACGUUGCCAAGAAUUUGAGAAAGAAGGAAAAGAGUGAUGAGGAUGAGGGAGAGGGUGAGGACGAGUUCCAUUAAAAAAAACUUGCAUGCUGCUUCAAUUGUGAAUUGAGAAUUUGUCCACCUAAGAAAAAAGGAUAUGAUACCGACCAAAACAUUCCGUUUACAUACUCAACAGUAAGGGUUUCCUCCUCAGUACUUUAUCUGUUUACUGUUCUAAACUUCUCAAGGUAAUGUUGGAAUUACAUACUAUGUCAAGGUGCUGUUGUCAAAGCUUUGCUGUUUAUUUUUUUAUCCCCACC
Salvelinus namaycush (lake trout) is the source of this 1685-nucleotide messenger RNA. Its product is annotated as brain-derived neurotrophic factor. Gene Ontology annotation, molecular function: nerve growth factor receptor binding; growth factor activity. The coding region runs from base 302 to 1111 and encodes 269 amino acids. Gene Ontology annotation, biological process: neuron projection morphogenesis; nerve development; cell surface receptor protein tyrosine kinase signaling pathway. The record is from RefSeq and is a predicted model, not a curated record. The transcript is spliced from 2 exons. Lineage: Eukaryota; Metazoa; Chordata; Actinopteri; Salmoniformes; Salmonidae.